AUGAUAAUAGAAGAGGGGUUUCAAGAUUGCAUCCCAAUGUCUGCUGCAAUGGGGUUUCAUGUGGCAAUCCGAGUUUAUUUACCUGCUAGUUUAUAUUCACAUGCUACAUCUGUUCAUAUAUUUAAUGGUUCAAACUUUACUGAAUGGAGGGAACAUGUCAAGUUCACCCUUGGUGUACAUGAUUUGGAUGGUUUUCUCCUAAUAGAGAAACUUUCUGCUCUUACUGAUACCGGCAGCAAAGAAGAUAAAAGAAUGUUUGAAGCCUGGGAACGUUCAAACAGAUUAAGCUUAAUGUAUAUGAAAAUGACAAUUGCCAGCAACAUAAAGACAUCCCUUCCUAAUGUCAGAAAUGCUAAAGAGUUUCUCAAGUUAGUUGAUAAACGAUUCCGAUCAGCUGAUAAAUCUCUUGCGCGAACUCUAAUGGCUCAUCUCAACACCAUGAAAUACGAUGGUGCAAAGGGUAUGUGGGAGCAUAUUAUUGAAAUGACUAAUAUUGCAGCUAAAUUGGAUGCUCUUGGAAUGUCCAUUGCAGAAUGUUUCCUUGUGCGUUUUAUUUUGAACUCUUUGCCUCCUCUGUGUGGUCCGUUCCAAAUAAAUUAUGACUCACUUAAAGAACAAUGGAACAUGAGUGAGCUAACGAAUAUGUUAGUUCAAGAGGAAGAAAGACUUAAACAACAUGGAAACUUCACUGCAAAUGUUGUAACUCAAUUAGCUCAAAAUAAAAGGUGGAAGACCAAGAGAGGAAAGAAAUUACAACCACCAAAGAGCGAAGGGCAUGAUGAUGUUGUACAAGUCAAGACGGACGAACAAUUGAGAUGCCAUUUUUGCAGAAAGCCUGGACAUUUUCAAAAUGAAUGUCUAAAGUGA
Messenger RNA from Papaver somniferum (opium poppy), 867 nucleotides. RefSeq lists its product as uncharacterized. The transcript is spliced from 2 exons. The record is from RefSeq and is a predicted model, not a curated record. The coding region runs from base 1 to 867 and encodes 288 amino acids. Lineage: Eukaryota; Viridiplantae; Streptophyta; Magnoliopsida; Ranunculales; Papaveraceae.